CAAUGAUUUCAGUGCGCCUCCAAUCACUGUGGCUGGAUGUGGAUGUUGGGCGCUACCUCCAAGCAGUGCCAUCAUGAUACCGACAAAAGGCCUUUAGAAUCGCAAAAAGAAACAAGCAAAAGUGUUCACCGGAGACUCGAGAUUAUUGAAUAUGAGACAGUAUUUAUAUUUUGCGUUAUAGGUUUCUGGUGUUGAAAAUAAAGAAGGGCCUCCUCAUGCGUCAGAAAAUAGCCGGGAAGGAUGCCGUCUAACUGCGUAAACAUAAUGGCUUUGGCUCAGCAUCGACUUAUUGCGUGUAUGCUGCUGUUCUGUAUGGUGACUAGCAUUCACACCCGGUCCUCUAAAAUAUCGGACUUGAAAUCUAAAAUAUCAGGGGUGGAAGAGCUCUUAGGAGAAUUCCGCAAGCAGCUCCAACAGGACCAGACGUAUAGCAGGGAGGAAGAGGAGGUGGUUGACGUCUGCCUGGGUGACUUCAACGCCGUAGAGGAACACAUCAUCCGAGCGAGGGCCUCCAUAGAGCAGGGGGCCACCUUUCUCUCGGCUCCUGACCAGGUGUACAGUUGGAAAGACUGUCUCCAUGCUUGCUGCGCAGACCCCCACUGCACGGUGGCGGUGGUCCAAGAGGACAUGAGACAGUCGGACGACGGCCUCAGUUGCUAUUUGCUCAACUGCAGUUAUAGAAAUAAAAACGUCUGUUCGUUCGCAGCACAGACAGGGUUCAGCACCUACAGCCGGGCUCACAAUACAACAGGGCACGUCACCUCUUCCAGUGGCUAUGUAGAUGGGAACAAAAUCAGGAGACCUGAGGAUAAACCUAGUUUUGAAGAUGGCACGCCAGACAUGGACGAGCCGCCCCGGAGUGAUGCCGGCCAGGAUGUGGUCAUCCAGCUGCCCACUGACUGGGCCGUAGUGGACGGCCGGGACAGUGUGGACGACCACGGAGUCACUCGUUACGAAUGGGCCCUGGUGAAGGGCGACCAAGACAUCAACAUGAAGGUGACCCAUCCAGGGUUACUGAAGAUCAGUGGUCUACAGGAGGGUGUCUAUACCUUCCAGAUGACUGUCACCGACAUCGCGGGACAGAAGAGCACCGACAAUGUCACUGUGACUGUGCUGGCUCCAGAACGCCAGGCUGAAGUGUGUACAGGUAGCUGCUCCCGCUACCAGUUCAUGUGUGACGACGGCUGCUGUAUUGACAUCACAUACGCCUGCGAUGGGAAGCAGCAGUGUCCAGACCGCUCAGACGAGGAUUUCUGCCAGAGCUUUGAUGGGAACAGGAAGUCGGUGACCCACCCUGCAGGUGCCAGCCCACACAGGCCUGUCGCCCAGCCAGAGGAGACUGAGGACCACUCCAUGGCCCAGGCUGGGCCCAAGAAGACCAUGGAGGAGGCAAGACCACCUCCACCACAAGCUCCACAAGAACCACAGACCCCACAGUCUCGUGAGAGGAGCAAAGCUGUGCCCCCAGUCCUGCCACAGCCAAGUCACAGUGAUCAGGAGAGCCCUGUCAGUCAAGAGCCCUGUGCAGCUCCCCCUGCUGUGGGGCCAUGUAAAGGCAUCUUCCCACGCUGGUUCUAUGACCCUGUAGCUGAAGAGUGCAAGCACUUCAUCUACGGAGGCUGCAAGGGCAACCACAACAACUUCCUGCAGCAGACAGACUGUGUCAAUGAAUGUAUAGAAAAAACAGGUGCUGCUAUCAAGCAAAUGACCGUGGCACCUCCCCCCACCACCAAACACACAGAGUCAGUAGAGACCCCUAAAGUGACCAUGAAGUGGCCAGAGACCAAACUACUAGCAGAGAGUGACAUGUUCCCAAUAUCCAAACCACACUCAGUAGUGGGAGGACACCCAGGGCCUGAGUCAGGUGCGAUCCUGCCAUUGGUUCUGGGACUGAUCAUCACGGCUCUGUUGCUGCUCAUGAUUGGCUGUCGUCUGCGGUUGGUCCACCACAAGCUGAAGAAGGCUCGCCCCCUCACCACAGAGGAGUCUGAUUAUCUCAUCAACGGCAUGUACCUGUAGCAGCAUAGCAGGCACAUGCACAGAUAAGGCUCUGUGCAGAGCACACGCCCCUUUGCCCUUCCAGUCUCUAAAGUGCCCUUUUGUAAACAAAACAAACGUUUAUCUUUAGUUGUUGAUAUACAUGGUUUUUGUUGCAGUUGUUCUGAACCCACUGCCCGCAAGUAGUCUUUAAAUUCGCAUUAAAUAUGUGUCAUUGAAUUAGCCAUUAAGAUAUGACCAUCUAUUGCUUCUAUGUAACUAAAUAAUCAGUCAUAAUUGCUCAAUGAAUCUGUGACCGCAGUGGCAGAAUCUUAUUUUUUUGGGUGCCUUUUUUUAAAGUUUGAAAACCUGCCUCUCAAAAAGUCUGUGCAUGGCAUUUCUAUUUCUUUUGGAUGCACCCUCCGUACUAAAAGCCCCUCAGGCAGAAACAACAAAACUGUCAGUCAACUUGUUAGCCAGGAGGACCCUUCAUGAUUAACAGCCUAUCAAACAUUCUAUAUCAUGACAGUGUACACCUUUAGGUGCACUUGACUUAUCUAACUCGCCAUACUAGGUAGGCAGAGAUCACUCUUUAAAAUUGUCCCAUUGGAAGGGUCCCAAAGGUGCAAGCCCGACCCAGCACUCCAGGGUCACGGUUGAGCUAAAUCAAACCCACCUUUUAACAGGGAAGAAAUGUUUGCCACUUUUGUGUACUCGCUUGGCGUGAAAAAUGAUGCUUGUCUGCUCUUUUAUUAUUGCUCUUUCACUUCAUGAAUUAUGGAUGUAUAUUUUCAUUGGGAGAUAUAGUACAUUAUCCCUUACGUAAUACUUCUGCCACUGAGUGGCACUGUUGUGUAUAUCUAUUAGGCUUGGCCUAGAAUUUUAUUUUGUACCAGACUCAUUUGAAAUAUGGGGGUAGCAAACUAUGUAACGUAUUGUAAAUUCCUAAACUACAAUCAUUACUGAAAAUCAUUAUUUUGUUAUAACAGCAAGUAAUUCCAGAAACACCCAUAUCAAGCCAUAAAGCAUUCUAGGCCGUCUGAUAUUGCAAUGUGGUAGGUUGCUUUUCUGUGUCGUCUAGCUAUGUAGUUUUAAAAUGGUGACGUAGCUCAAACGCCCGUAUGCAUAGUGUGUGAGAAAUAGUAAAGUUAACUCUUGAUCAAUGUGUCUUUUGGAACUCUGUGAUAAAGUGUUCAGAGUAUUUUGAGUGGUAAUACAAUCAGAAUAUACAACGUGGAUUCUUCCUGCUCUACUAGAGGUUUUUAGAGUGGUAAGGACAAAUGGCAGUAGGAGCAGUCCUCAACGGCAAAAACAGCUUGAAACAAUAAAUACUCCACAGCACAAAGUGGGACAAAAACAUCUCUUUAUUUUCAUUUUUGCCAUUCCAGAAAUUGUGAAAGCCAUGGACCAUCCAAAAUAAAUGUGCUUUUUAAUUCCA
This is a messenger RNA of Oncorhynchus tshawytscha (Chinook salmon), 3415 nucleotides long. RefSeq names its product low density lipoprotein receptor-related protein 11 (gene lrp11). The record is from RefSeq and is a predicted model, not a curated record. Lineage: Eukaryota; Metazoa; Chordata; Actinopteri; Salmoniformes; Salmonidae. The transcript is spliced from 9 exons. Bases 241 to 2019 code for a protein of 592 amino acids. Gene Ontology annotation, molecular function: protein binding; serine-type endopeptidase inhibitor activity.